Drosophila obscura is the source of this 3920-nucleotide messenger RNA. RefSeq names its product galactosylgalactosylxylosylprotein 3-beta-glucuronosyltransferase P. The transcript has 9 exons. The record is from RefSeq and is a predicted model, not a curated record. Gene Ontology annotation, molecular function: galactosylgalactosylxylosylprotein 3-beta-glucuronosyltransferase activity. Gene Ontology annotation, biological process: chondroitin sulfate proteoglycan biosynthetic process; carbohydrate metabolic process. Gene Ontology annotation, cellular component: Golgi membrane. The coding region runs from base 825 to 2246 and encodes 473 amino acids. Lineage: Eukaryota; Metazoa; Arthropoda; Insecta; Diptera; Drosophilidae.
UCGCUGGUCGUUGGAGCAGCGGCUUCUUGUUUCCGUUCCGUUUAGUCUGGCCAUUCGCGUUUUUCCUAGGAGUCGGUGCGGGCUGCUUCGUUGCGCGGUCGAUUACUGUUGGUCUCUCUGGCCUGCGCCUGGAUAACGCAAAAAACCCAACCAGACUGCCUGCCUGCAGGGAGAACAAUCCAAUUCAUUGCCAACUCUGAAUUUAGCCGGCAAUAAAACCGAAAGUGUCUGGCAGCCAGCAGCAUAUUCGUAGUCCUCUUUGAUGAGCCGCCGCAACCGCAGACGCCCCUCGGAUGUGAUUGGAGAGAUCUUGGCGUUUCCGCGUGCCGUGUCCUUCCGCGUCGCUAACAAGCUGCAGCGCCCAGGACCAGAGUUUUCCAAUGCCCCUAGUCGCUACAGGGAAAUCAUUAAACAAAUUUCAGAAUUCGUCGCGUAGACGUCGGGGCCCUAUCGACGUCCGUUCCGUCCCAUCCACGCCCCCGCUUCGCCGCCACUGCGUAAAACAAUCAGAAAUCGAGUGAAAUAAAAACACAAAAAGAAAUGCCAAAAAAAUUACAUAAAACCGCACACAAAGCAAAUAAAGAGGAGAGCCAGAGACGGAGCGCGAAGUAGAAUAUACAGAGAAAUCAGCGGAAAAUAACAUUCGAAAGGAACGGUUAAAACGAAACGAAUGAAAUCAAAACACCAAAGAAGCGUAAAGCGACGACCAACACGGAAGAAAUCAGCAGAAAAACAACAACCAGAGAACCGAGCCCCAUAGAACAGAGUCGGGUCCAUUGAACGAGGGAUCCCCUACCCCAACCCCACACAAUAUAUAUUGUGGAAUGAAGGGCGGCGGCGCCUACAUCAACAUUGGCUCAAGCAGCAGCAGCAUCAACAGCAGCGGUAGUGGGAGCGGCAGCAAGAUGACGCUGGGAAAAUCUGUUAAAAUGUACCUGACCAUAUUCAUAGCCACGACCUGCAUCUACAUGGUGCUGUAUCAGUAUCACAUGUCCCGGGAACCCUUCUCACCCAGCGAAGUCGGAAAGCAUCAAGAGAAAUCAUCAUCAUCGUCAUAUAUCGCCUCAUACUUGUGGUCACCCAUCUCCCUGCUAAUGGCCAAUAACUUGACAAGCAACAAUGCAACAACAACAACGACAACAACAGUGGCAACAACUACAGUAAGCAAUGUGGACCAGGUGCAGGAAUCAUCCUUUGGGUCCAUCCAAUCGGUUUCAUUAGCUGCCACCCGACCCACACUGACAUCGUCAUCGGCAUCAGCAUCAGCAUCAGGGGGUGGCGCCCAUAAGACUGCAACAACCACAUCAACCACUCCUGCUCCAGCAACAAUUGGCAGCGCAGUGACAGCAACAACAAGAAGUACCAAAGCCAAUCCAAGCGCCAAAAAAGCUACAGCAAAUGCCGCCAAAGCCUUGGCCCCAUCCACAUCCAUGUCCCAGUCCCAGCUGGACGCUGCCCAUAAAAUUCAACCAACAUUCGUUGCCGCUUCACAGCCCCCGCCCCUGUACAUAAUCACGCCCACCUACCGGAGGCCCGAGCAGCUGGCGGAACUGACGCGCCUCGGAUACACGCUGAAGCACGUGGCCAAUCUGCUGUGGCUGGUCAUCGAGGAUGCGAACAAGACGAACCCACUGGUGGCGCACACCCUGGACCGCAUCGGUGUGCCUUACGAGUACAUGGUGGCACCCAUGCCCGAGAAGUACAAGCAGACGAAAAAGGCCAAGCCGCGCGGCGUCUCCAAUCGGAAUCGGGGCCUCGAGUAUCUGCGCCAACAUGCCACCGAGGGCGUGCUCUACUUUGCCGACGAUGAUAAUACCUAUGACAUUAGCAUAUUCGAGCAGAUGCGGUACAUCAGCAAGGUGGGCAUGUGGCCCGUGGGUCUGGUAACCAAAACGGGCGUCAGCAGCCCCAUUAUACGUAACGGGAAGCUCGAUGGUUACUAUGAUGGCUGGAUAGGGGGACGCAAGUAUCCCGUGGACAUGGCCGGAUUCGCGGUGAACAUCAAGUUCCUAAGACAGCGACCCCACGCACAGAUGCCCUUCAAGCCGGGCUAUGAAGAGGAUGGCUUCCUACGGAGUCUGGCGCCGUUGGAUAACAACGAGAUCGAUCUGCUGGCCGACGAGUGUCGAGAUAUCCUCACUUGGCACACGCAGACCAAGAAGAACCCGCCCGCACAAGCGUUGAACAAGACGCGCUACAGCAACACCAAUCUGGUGCACAUAGACAAGCUGCUGGUGCGUCCAUAAGGGCGGCAGACUGUAGUUAGAUAUAGAUAGAUAUAGAUAAGGGGGUCCGUUUAGGAAAGCGAGUGAGCUCACAAAGUGUCCAUGGACUUGACCAGUUGUACAGGUACAACCUUGUGUUAAAGUCUCGUUUCCACUCUUUACUGUGGACUAAACCAAUCAGAAUUGAUCAGAUGGGCAGAUCGAGUAGAUCCAGUAGUAGGUGUACAUUAUUGCCCAUAAUCAUACGAUAGUUAGCUAGCUAUAAGCGCGCACUCGCCUACGAUAAAGAUACAGCCAGGCUUUGUUUGACCCCAGACACGGCUCCUACUACAUGCCUACGAGUAUGUUUAAUCACACCUUAAGUACUCUAUUCCAAAUCAUAUCGUAUCGUCCUCGACAACCACUACUACUACAACUACAACUACAACUAUUUUGUAAAUAUUCGCAAUUGUCUUGAUUUAAGUUUAGGCAUACUUUUGUUUAGGUUUAAGUUGAAAUUUCUCAGAUUUGUAUCAGCCACAACGAAUUGGAUCGGAUGUUCCUAAAUCUACCAGAAGAUACCCCGCAAAGACAUCCAACGUGCACUCCCCUAACUGCGAUAAGGUCAAGGCCCACUCAACCCACAACAACUAUUGGCGAAUGGUGGCGGGGACAGGUGGCAACUGGAAACUUAUACAUACAUAUAUCCCGGAAUGUUCCCAAGGAACCCAAAAAUGCAGCUCAAAUGUGGGCCGCAGCCAUUUCAAUAAUUCAUGUUGACACAGUAUAUUCUGCCGGCGGCACAGAUACUACCCGUAGUAACUCGUGGCACGGACUGGCCCCCCUCUGCGGAACAUCCGAAUCGCGUGCAGAAACUGCAUGCCAGUCGAUGCGGCGGCGGGAAGUACAGCGAAUGAGUACAGCAAACAGUUUACUAUAUGCUAAUGGGAUUCAAUGACUCAAAAAGUUUUUGGCAAGGCGAAAACCAAUUCCAAUUCCAGUAUAAACUAUGCACACUUUUUUUUGUUAAAGGGACACUCUCUCUCACACACUCUCUCUCAUUAUACUUCUCUUUAGGCCUAAGGAUCUAUGGUGCGAGUUGUUUCGAAUUCUAGGUUUCCAAAUGCAACACUUUCGCACUAUCCCUAGGUAAUGAUAAUGAUAACGAUAAGUUUAGUUUACAAAGAUAAACACUUACAUUUGUAUUGUACUAUAUUCAAGUUAUGAACUGCACUGAAAUACGCCUACGUGUAAAUAAUACCCAAAAAUAUUCACCAAAAAAUAAUUGUAACCAAAUUUUUACAAAUCCCGCGACUGUAUGGGAGCUAUGAAGCUAAGGGAACUAUGACAAAUGGUAUUAUAAAAUUUAUACAAUUUAUACAAACGGAUUACGGAAUAAGCAGCAAAGCAAUUAGUUAGGUACUUACAAAAAUCUUACAACAACAAAUAUUAAUAUACGAAUUAUAGUACGAGUACGAGUACACACAUUCAUAAAUAAUGAAAACCUCUUCAAGAUACUAUCUCAGAAUCUUCCCCAGAAUACUAAACGAUACAGAAAUGCAUAGUACACGCGAGUACGUCUAAAACUAUUCUCUUAUUCAAGUAAAUUACAACAUACAAUGUUUAAACCUGAAAGAACUUCAAUCAUUUUUUAAGCAAAAUAACUUUCAAAUAAAUUUAUCAACUUUCUAAACCAUUUUCAAAGUAAUAUAGUAU